Messenger RNA from Hyla sarda, 2786 nucleotides. It is a transcript of the gene RALB, whose product is annotated as RAS like proto-oncogene B. The transcript has 5 exons. NCBI's taxonomy places the organism in Eukaryota, Metazoa, Chordata, Amphibia, Anura, Hylidae. The record is from RefSeq and is a predicted model, not a curated record. Gene Ontology annotation, biological process: Ras protein signal transduction. Gene Ontology annotation, molecular function: GTP binding; GTPase activity; GDP binding. The coding region runs from base 277 to 897 and encodes 206 amino acids. Gene Ontology annotation, cellular component: plasma membrane.
GGAUCCCUCCCUGACCCCACUACCACAGCUGGGACUCCUCUCUCCCGUCCUACAGACUCAGUGACGUCCAGAAAACCUCUUGGUUUAUAUUUCCAGCCGAUUAUAUCCAGAGAAAUCCUUGUUUCUUGCUGUGGCCUCGUGCCAGGAAUAGACGCUUCUUACAACAAUCUCCGGCUCCUGUAUCAAUGAGAUCCGCCGCACCGAGAGUUCUGUAGGUUCCUGAGGUUAUAGAAGCCGCCAGUUGGUGCAUGACUGCAGCCGCCAGAAACAUCCAAGAUGGCCGCCAACAAGAACAAAACCCAAAGUUCUCUGGUCCUACACAAAGUGAUCAUGGUUGGUAGUGGUGGAGUGGGCAAGUCUGCGCUGACCCUACAGUUCAUGUACGAUGAGUUUGUAGAGGAUUACGAGCCCACGAAGGCCGACAGCUACAGGAAGAAGGUGGUGCUGGACGGGGAGGAGGUGCAGAUAGACAUACUGGACACAGCCGGCCAGGAGGACUACGCUGCCAUACGGGACAACUACUUCCGCAGCGGAGAGGGCUUCCUGCUGGUCUUCUCUAUCACAGAACAAGAGUCAUUCAUCGCCACCAGCGAGUUCAGGGAGCAGAUCCUGCGUGUGAAGGCAGAAGAAGACAAGAUCCCUCUCCUGGUGGUGGGGAACAAGUCUGACCUCGAGGACCGGAGGCAGGUCGCCGUGGACAUAGCCCGGAGCAAGGCAGAGGAAUGGGGGGUGCAGUAUGUGGAGACCUCCGCCAAAACCAGAGCCAACGUAGACAAGGUGUUUUUCGACCUCAUGAGAGAAAUCCGAGCUAAGAAAAUGUCCGAGAACAAAGACAAGAACGGGAAGAAAAGCGGCAAAAGCAAGAAGAGCUUCAAACAACGAUGUUGUCUACUGUGACCGCCGCCGCCGCCACGCGCUGAGGACACCACCUGUGAAGGGCUGCUCUAACCCCCAAUCUCUGAUUUAUUAUUUUUUUUUCUAAUGCGACAUUUUAGUAUGUAAUUCAUUUAGCGCUCUAAAGACUAUGCGGCGAGGCCGGCGCCGGUCUCAUCUCCACCAUAUAAAACUCUGGGGUUUUACUUUCUCUUCCUAUAAAAUUUUUUUAUUUUUUUUUUAUUUUUUGCCAAAAGAGAACAAAUAUUUUUUUUUUUUUGUAUCACAUCAGAAAGUAAACAUUAUACUAAAAGAAAACAUUUUUUAUAGCGGCCGGUGAUUUUAACAGAAAACUGCGGAGUGUGCGAAUGCUCCGGCGCCACGUGAUUAGUGCCACAUCCCUGUCCAUAUCUGAGAACGGGGGAAUUACAAGGUCAGUAUUUACCCCACCAUGAGACCGCAGAGCGCGUACGAUCACUCCUAUCCUUCAUUGGCUGUUAAUGUGUAACUAUGAAUUUGUUGCGGCAGGAGUAGGGACACGCGUAGCUCAUCCGCAGCGUAUUUUUAUGGUUUGGAUGCGUCAGCUCCCUGCCGUGCCGUGUGCCCUGCGUGUCUGCUCGUAGCAGCAAGUCGGGACACAGGGAUCUGCAAGUCUGUAGUAAACUGCGCGUGUGUGUAGUCUACUCAGACAUUGCAGUCGCUCCCUUGCUUGCUAAACUAGGCCGAGCUCGCGCGCGCGAUGUUGGAAAGUAAACUGCGCAUGCCCUUGCAGUUUAUUGCAGACUAGCAGAUCCCUGUGUGUCUGCUGAAAGCAGUGGAUUGCUCCUAUGAGAAGACAUGCAGGACACGUAGGUGCAGCUUGGAGCUUACUCUAGGGCAGUGUUUCCCAACCAAUGUGCCUCCAGCUGUUGCAAAACUACAACUCCCAGCAUGCCCGGACAGCAAAAAGUUUGUGUUUCCCAAUUAGGGUGCCUUCAGCUGUUGCAAAACUAAAACUCCCAGCAUGCCCGGACAGCAAAAGGCUUGUGUUUCCCAACUAGGGUGCCUUCAGCUGUUGCAAAACUAAAACUCCCAGCAUGCCUGGACAGCAAAGGGUUUUUGUUUCCCAACUAGGGUGCCUUCAGCUGUUGCAAAACUAAAACUCUCAGCAUGCCUGGACAGCAAAAGGUUUUUGUUUCUCAACUAGGGUGCCUUCAGCUGUUGCAAAACUAAAACUCCCAGCAUGCCCGGACAGCAAAAGGUUUGUGUUUCCCAACUAGGGUGCCUUCAGCUGUUGCAAAACUAAAACUCCCAGCAUGCCCGGACAGCCAACGGCUGUCCGGGCGUGCUGGGAGUUAUGGUUUUGCAACAGCUGGAGGCACCCUGGUUGGAAAACACUGCUUUAGGGGCAGUCAUUGGCGCAUCCGGAGCAUAUUUUACGUGUUAUACCCUACACUCCCGGCAGGGUAGGGGACUUCCAGCUGUUCCGUAGACGUCUCGCUUUAGUAGCGGGCUGCGGUGCUGCCGGACGUUUCAACGUGUACACUUCCGCCGCAACAAAAUUACGGUCACCUACGUACCAAUGACCGCUUCCUCUGCACCCCGGUAACGCGUCACUCUUUAUACAUGCAGCAUUAAGUUGUACUUGUUGUUUUUUUGUUUUUUGUUGUUUCUUUGGUUCAGUUGCCAAAUUUCCUCUUGGUGCAAUUCUCUCUGCACUUUACAAAAGCCACUAAAAUUUUGCAAUGAAUAAAAAACAUUUUUCACUCACGGACGUGCGAGGAGAGACAGAGAUGUCCGCUCCUCCCCCGGGAGAAGCUUUACUGUUGGCAUUGUAGAAGUCAAAUGUGUUAUUAAAGGGGUACCCUGUAGGAAAAUUAUUAUUAUUUUUUUUUUUUAUAAACUGGUGCCAGAAAGUAAAACAGAUUGGUAAA